Oncorhynchus keta (chum salmon) is the source of this 5753-nucleotide messenger RNA. Its product is annotated as leucine-rich repeat-containing protein 4B. Gene Ontology annotation, molecular function: protein binding. The record is from RefSeq and is a predicted model, not a curated record. The coding region runs from base 738 to 2939 and encodes 733 amino acids. NCBI's taxonomy places the organism in Eukaryota, Metazoa, Chordata, Actinopteri, Salmoniformes, Salmonidae. The transcript is spliced from 4 exons. Gene Ontology annotation, cellular component: plasma membrane.
UUCUAUUAGAUGUCUAUAUUUAUCCUCAACGAUUCGUAUUUACACGAAAUAGUUUACCAGGCCUAUGUUUCGUCGUGAUUUUUCCAUCACCCACUUUCGGUGGUUGUAUUUUUCCAUCUGGCCAUGUAAGAUUGAACGGGCUCUGCUUUCUUAGGUCGGGAAAACACGGCACUGUGGUACAAGCGCCGAAAAAGGGUGAAUUAAUUUGAGAGCGAGAGAGAAAGAGAGGGCGGGUUGGAGAGAGAGAGAAAGGACGAGAGAGGGACAGGGGAGAGAAGACGCGGACUAUAGGCUACGCCUCUGCAGUUUAAGGAAUAUAUUAAAACGAAAGUUUUUUACUGGGUGCAACAGCACCAGUGAGUGAGAGCCCCAGGCCCCAGUCCUCAGUGUGGAGUGAUGGAGCUGCCCCGUGUUGGGAACUGCAGAGCCAGGCGAUGGACACCCCUGCUGCUGAUGUGACGGAGACACGCAAGAUGUAACUCGUGGAUUCUUCUCAAAGGCCCCACUCAAAUCCCUAGACGACAGAAAAAAAGGAGUAACAUCUGUUUAUGCACAUAUUUCUGUUAAACCCCCCUGGAAAAAACAGAGAUAGACGGAAGAUAAAACACCUUUAAAAAUGAAACAUUAAAAGGAACAAAUUGCCACUGGAGAAACUAAGCAAAGUCAACCUGGUUGAGGAAUCCAUCAUCUUGGGAUCAACAUCUUCGGAGAAAGGGCAGGGUCAUGUCCCAGUUGCCAUGCGCAUCACCACGGUGACCUGCCUUCCCUGCCCCUCUCCCCUCCUCCUCCUAUUGGUCCAGCUGCUACUGCGGCUCCUCCUCUAUGGGCCAGAAUUUGUAGAGGCCGCCUCCCCCUGCCCCACACACUGCAGCUGCUCCAAUCAGGCCAGUCGAGUCAUCUGUACAAGACAGAGUCUGGAUGGGGUGCCUGAGAGCAUAUCAGUCAACACACGAUACCUCAACCUGCAGGAGAAUUCAAUAGAGGUUAUCAAGUCAGACACCUUCAAGCACUUGAGGCACCUUGAGAUCCUGCAGCUGUCUAAGAACAAAAUCAGUCAGAUUGAGGUGGGAGCAUUCAAUGGCCUGCCCAACCUCAAUACGCUGGAGCUGUUCGACAACCGCCUCACCCUGGUCCCCUCACAGGCCUUCGAGUACCUCAGCAAGCUGCGGGAGCUGUGGUUACGGAACAACCCCAUCGAGACGCUUCCGGGCUACGCCUUCCACCGCGUGCCCUCGCUGCGCCGGCUGGACCUGGGAGAGCUCAAGAAGCUGGACUACAUCUCAGACGCCGCCUUCGUGGGCCUGGUCAACCUGCGCUACCUGAACCUGGGCAUGUGUGGUCUGAAGGACAUCCCCAACCUGACGGCCCUGGUGCGUCUGGAGGAGCUGGAGCUGUCUGGGAACCGUCUGGAGAUCAUCCGGCCUGGCUCCUUCCAGGGCCUGGUGUCGCUCCGUAAGCUGUGGCUCAUGCACUCGCAAGUGAAGGUCAUUGAGCGCAAUGCCUUCGACGACCUGAAGAACCUGGAGGAGCUCAACCUUUCACACAACUCCCUGCACUCGCUGCCCCAUGACCUCUUCACCCCACUGCACCAGCUGGAGCGGGUGCACCUCAACCACAACCCCUGGGUGUGCAACUGUGACGUGCUGUGGCUCAGCUGGUGGCUGAAGGAGACGGUGCCCAGUAACACUACGUGCUGCGCCCGCUGCCACGCUCCCCCUGGCCUGAAGGGCAGGUACAUCGGGGAGCUGGACCAGAGCCACUUCACCUGCUACGCUCCCGUCAUCGUGGAGCCGCCUACCGACCUCAACGUUACCGAGGGCAUGGCUGCAGAGCUGAAGUGUCGCACGGGCACCACCAUGACCUCGGUCAACUGGCUCACGCCCAACGGCACCCUGAUGACCCACGGCUCCUACCGGGUCCGGAUCUCCGUGCUGCAUGACGGUACGCUCAACUUUACCAAUGUCACACUGAGGGACACGGGUCAGUACACCUGCAUGGUGACCAACUCGGCUGGCAACACCACGGCAACCGCCGUGCUUAAUGUCACUGCCGCCGACGUUGGCGUCAGCUACUUCACUACUGUCACCGUGGAGACGGUGGAGCCCAACGAGGGCCCGACAGUGUACGCGGGCGUCAUGAACAGCCACAACGAGUCAUACGUCAUUACCCCGUCUGGCCACCAGUGGAGGGGGGGGAUCCCUACUACCGCCUCCUCCCUGUCAGCCUGGUCCUUGUCCUCGUCCCGGGCAACCCGGCCCACCUUUACUGUGCCCAUCACUGCCGAGACGGGCUAUUCUGGCCUUGAUGACGUGAUGAAGACCACCAAGAUCAUCAUUGGCUGCUUCGUGGCCAUUACCUUCAUGGCAGCCGUGAUGCUGGUGGUCUUCUACAAGCUGAGGAAGCAGCACCAGCUGCACAAGCACCACGGCCCUGCCCGCGCCAUCGAGAUCAUCAACGUAGAGGACGAGAUUGGCGCAGGUGCUGGUGGACGCGGGAGCGGCAUCUCAGGGGGCGGCACCGUCUCUCGGGAUGGAGGCGGAGGGGGAGGAGUAGGAGGAGGGCAGAGCCUGAGGAUGCAUCACCCGGAGAUGGUCAACCUACCCAACCUGGCCAGACAGGAGCACCUCAACCACUACUACAAGGCCCAUCACUUCAACAACAACAUGAUGGGCCUGGGCAUGGGCCUCAACAACAACAACAACCCCUCCCUCUCCCCCUGUUCCCAGAACCAGAGCACCCCCAACUCCUGCGCACAGGGGCCCACCUCCACCAGUGGUAGCACCCCCAUGGGUGGCUCGCUGCCCUCCCCUGUGCCCCUGCCCCAGCUGGGCAUCCACAGCUCUCUGAAGGGGCUCAUGGGGAAAGGCCAGAACCCUCAGAUCGAGCCUCUGCUCUUCAAGAGUGGCUCCAAGGAGAAUGUGCAAGAGACUCAGAUCUGAGAGAAAGAGAGAGAGAGAGAUGGAAAAAGAGAGAGAGAUGAAGAGACAGAAAACAGGGAGAUGGAGGGAGAGAGAGGAGUCUGAUUGUACUAUCCCCAUGGCCAUAUUUCGAUAGAAAGUGUAGGCAGGCAGAAUAUGAAAUAUUACAUAGACACUGCUUUGUAUGGUUAGUGCAUAGAGAGAGAGAGCGCGAGAGAGGAGAGAUUGUUCUCACACCUCUACUGUGUCUGCUCAACACCCGUCCAAGCAUUAACAUCUUCUGAGACACUCCAAGACACACACAGACACACACAGCCCGACACAAGGACAGGAACAUUCUAUCAGCUAACACAUACACAGUGCAUUAUGAGAUUGAUGUGCCAAACUUGCGCAUGUCUGUGCCAAAGUAAAAGCCCUCGCAAUCUAUAUAUCCAUCCGCAGCAUUCCCAGACUGAAUCAGGUGACCAGGUUCAAUACCCAGACACAAUAAGAAUCACCACGGUUAUAACUAAAUACAGAUGACCUCGUAUAUUAUCAGAUACUAUCCAAGUCACCAUGUGUAUAUAUAGAGAUAAGAUCUGCAUCACGAUGUUGAAGUAGGCGGAUAAGUGUUUGGGACUGUGUCAGAGCAGUACAGGGCUUCCCAGACGCACUCUGUGGAACAGGACAGAAAGUAAACCAUUGAGCAGAACACAGUUUAGUGUCGGACAACAAGCAAUGUGUAGUAAGAGGAAACAACAUCAACAACGGUUGUGUUUUACUUAGUGGGCUCAAUCUCACUUUCUCCCCUCUUUCACACCUGACUGGCUACUCUCUUUAAAGGAGAGGAAGGUAUAUGGAGUGAAUCGUCGUAAAAAAAUAAUGUAAUAGCAAAAAGGACUACGAAAGAUACAAAUAAACUGUGAAAGUACAUAUUAUAUAUAAAUAUAUUUUCAUUCGAAUAAAUAAAUUAUGAAGAAUCUUUACCAAGUUUCUGACUAAAUAGCCACAGCUUCUGAAGAAUAUAUGAACUGCUGUCAUAGCGGUCAUCACUAUGAAAACUUUGUUUGGCUAGAAACAAGAUGGCCGACAUUCUGUGCUGGAAAGGGGCAUAUUGUAGUGGAGGCUGUGGAUGAGCAAGAGCUAAAAUUGGAAACGGGCACAGUGAUUGAAUUUAUUUUGGCUUCAAUUUUUGUAGCAUCACCAAGCGUUCCCUCUCAUGCCACAUAAACAGGGUCGUUGGAGAAGGGGGACCUUUAUUCUCCAUUUAAUGACAACAUAUGAAAUAUAAUUACAAAACUUCACCCUUUGAUACAAACAAUAUGGAUAUUGUAAUGAUGAUAAUGAUGAUAAUUAAAGUAAUUCAGUAAAUGCUUAUCAACCGUAUACUAUAGAUAACUCUUAAAAGCAGAUAUAGGUUUAGCAUGCUCUGAUUCAAGUGGUAAUAUCUAAAAUUGCAAUGUGAUCGGUUUCAACUUCAUGCAUUCAGUAUAUCUGUAUGCAAUAUAUCAUGAUAUUGAGAAAUGAUUAUUAAAAUUAUCAUCAUUAUUACUAUUAUUAUUGUUAUUAUCAUACACUGAGUGUACAAAACAUUAGGAACACCUUCCUAAUAUUGAGUUUAACCCCAUUUUGCCCUCAGAACAGCCUCAAUUGGUCGGGGAAUGGACUACAAGGUGUUAAAAGCGUUCCAAAGGGAUGCUGGGCCAUGUUGACUACAUUGCAUCCCACAGUUGUCAGGUUGGGUGGAUGUCCUUUGGGUGGUGGACUAUUCUUGAUACACACGGGAAACUGUUGAGCUUGAAAAACCCGGCAGUGUUGCAGCUAUAGACACACUCAAACCGGUGCGCCUGGCACCUGCUACCAUACCCUGUUCAAAUUCACCCUCUGAAUGGCACACAUACACAAUCCAUGUGUCAAUUGUCUUGAGGCUUAAAAAUCUGUCUUUAAACUGACUCCUCCCCUUCAUCUACACUGAUUGAAGUGGAUUUAACAGGUGAUAUCAAUAAGGGAUCAUAGUCUAUACCUGGUCAUGGAAAAAGCAGGUGUUCCUAAUGUUUUGUACAGUCAGUGUAUAGGUGGCAGAGCAGCCUAGUACAUCCUUAUGAAAGUUAUGUUCAUAAUUGAUUCAGUGGGGAAUGAUUUGAUUACACAUGGAACGAUGAUGAUCCCUUCAACCACCAUAUUGACUCCAACAACAGGGGAUGGUCUGUGUUCCACCAAACACCAACCUGCAGAAACAGGAAAUACAUGGUACUCAAAAUGGCUGCUCCCACAUGGCAUCCUCACAGCCCAUGCCUCCUCAGAAACUCCUCUGUUUUGUACAACAACACCAGUCUCAGCCGAUCAGGACCCCUCGUUUUAUUCUGUUGUGUAAAAGACAGGACAUGAACCUUUGACGAAGACUGCUCGUUUGCAGAGGAUUAUAUCAGAACUCAGUGUUCUCCUGUGUGAAUGGAAUUCAUGGCAGCAGGGAACUAAAGGAGGACAGCAUUUUGAAUCGUUUGAAAGGUAAGAGAAACCUAUUCAAUGAAAGAGACAGAAAGCCUAGAUGAAUCAUAUGGUGAUGGGUGAUUUUGUUUUUUAAGGAAAAGGACAAAUAAAUGAAAAAUAUAGAAACGUAUAGAUCUCUUUAAAAAAUGCUAUUAUAAGUGUUUUUUCAUUUUGUUUUUUUAUCUAGUUUGAUUAUUUCCUUUUUAUCUUUUUUUAAAUCAAGUGUUAUCUCAAUUGUAAUAUUGUUAUUGUUGUUAUAAUUCGCUAAUUACACUGGUUAUAAUUCUGAAAGAUGUUCUGUCAGCAGAAGUCACAUUGAAAAAUUAAAAUACCUGGCACACAAAAUGGCGGUUGAACUCUGUGAAA